AAAGCCACGCGCCAGGGAGGAAAGCUCUGUCUCUCUGCUAUCAGAAAAGCCUGUUCUUUGGUUCGGCCGUGUUACAAACACGACUUAGUCACCGCAGAAAGGCUAGGACGGAUGGCAAUAGUACAUUUCGUAAUAUGUUAAUGUAUGCGUCGAAUAGGCUUAAGGUGACAUUGUAGCUGCUCAACGACCAGCCAUCCUCUCGCCUUUUCCUGAAUAGUGUAGGUUUUGGCUGGAAAAUACUACGUCGCACAUUUCUACUGCUUACCCCACCGCUGCAAGUGCUGGGUCGCCGAGAUCGGCUUAACAAUGAAUUGGCGUUCGCUGACUGUAGCGGCACCGACCGCUGCACUGUGGCUCACCACGGUGGCUGUGAGUGCCGGUCUAGCCUCCGCUUCGGCUCUCGACGGUACCGGUGGAGCCAGCUGCCGGCUGCAGGAGACCAGCAUCCGCAUCACGCGCGAUCACAGCGACGACCAAGGAAGCCCCGUCCGCACCUGUGAGGGAACGGUGCUCGUGAGUCGCUGCGAGGGCACCUGCGUGUCCCAGGUCCAACCGUCCAUCACGCUACCACAUGGUUUUCUCAAGGCAUCAUCUCCACACUUUGGAACAUCGGAGUGCAACUGCUGCCGCGAGACCUACAUGAACCGGCGCGAGAUUCAGCUGCAGGACUGCUUUGAUCCCAACGGACAGAAGCUUUACGGUGCCGACGGCAGCAUGACCAUAUUUCUCGAAGAGCCCCAAGACUGCUCCUGUCACAAGUGCGGAGGCUGAUGGAGGAAUGGCGUGGUCUCACCGGAUGCCGUCGGAAUGAUCCAAUACCACGCGAUAUAGUGCAGUAACUGUUAGCGCGGGCUUGAUAUGUGCUUGGUGUCGCAUAUUGAUACUGGCCGCCCACAUCGGAAGAACACGAAAGAAAGAAUAAAUAUGAGGACAUUCUGGGCCGUUGCGCAAUAGUAAUAUUGCACGCUGUUGUAACGCGUUUUUGAAUGUCUAAAUAUCCGUUUCAUUGGCUUAUACCGAUACCCGACAAUGCCAUGACUGAUAUGGCUUAGCACUACCAGUCAGAAAGAAGAAAACAGAAUCGCAUGAACGAAAGUAUUGCAGAACAGGGUUGUCGAAUUCUUAAUUUUGACAACUGUGGUCGAGAUAUAUAUUCUAUAAAAUUUCAGAUUCAAAAUUACAUACGCUGCAGUAAGCCUCAAAUAAAGCACGCUGUCCGUCAAUGUCAAAAUGUGUAUUGUGUGUUGUCUGCAUCAUGCCGGCGUGGUGUACUUUUAUCCGUCAAUGCGGCAAAAAUAAAUUGCGUUCUCUGAAAUAUUCUGUGAAGCUGCGCAUAAUCAUCUCACGUGCUGGCCUUUGGGCUUGAUGUAAGGAUUGCCAAGUCAGUGCACGAGUGCUUUUGAUGUCGCACAAUUUCCGUGAACGCAUCAUUAAACUCGUUGCUUAU
Molecule: messenger RNA, 1447 nt
Organism: Rhipicephalus sanguineus (brown dog tick)
Lineage: Eukaryota; Metazoa; Arthropoda; Arachnida; Ixodida; Ixodidae
Gene: Pburs
Product: partner of bursicon
Exons: 4
Coding region: 307-771 (154 amino acids)
Biological process (GO): G protein-coupled receptor signaling pathway
Cellular component (GO): extracellular region; bursicon neuropeptide hormone complex
Molecular function (GO): neuropeptide hormone activity; G protein-coupled receptor binding
Source: RefSeq, a predicted model, not a curated record